This is a messenger RNA of Drosophila willistoni, 942 nucleotides long. RefSeq lists its product as uncharacterized. The coding region runs from base 1 to 942 and encodes 313 amino acids. The transcript is spliced from 3 exons. The record is from RefSeq and is a predicted model, not a curated record. Lineage: Eukaryota; Metazoa; Arthropoda; Insecta; Diptera; Drosophilidae.
AUGACGACAGUUGGAACUUUGGAACCGUUUGAUUUGGGACAGCCAAAUAAAUGGGGCUCAUAUUUGGAGCAAUUUAAAUUGUUCCUGCUUGCCAAUGAUGUCAAAGACGAGGGUCGCAAAAAAGCAUCUUUCCUCACAUUGGUCGGAACACCAGUCUACGAUCUUUUGACAUCAUUGGCGUUUCCAAACCAGGUCAGUACAUUACCGUUAGACCAAAUUGAGAAGAUUCUAACUGAUCAUCUUUGUCCACGUCCAUCGGAAAUCGCUGCAUUUUAUCAUUUUCACAAACGUGAUCAACAUCCGGAUGAGACCGUCGGAAACUAUCUCGCAGCGCUGCGGGCAUUGGCAGUGGGUUGCAAUUUUGGAGCAGCGUUGGACAGAAUGCUGCGUGAUCGUGUUUGCAGAAAGUUUUGGAGAGAGCAACUACUAGUGAAGCUGCAGCAGCGAGUGCAAAGGCUAUCAGACAGCCUAACGAGACUAUCCACAGCAUCAAAUCACAGCGCCCUCAACAACCACAUAAAGGAAAAGGACAACAAUGUGCGGGUUGUGCCGGUCCACACGGCCGGCAGCAAUGCCCUUAUCGUGAAGCAAUAUGUCUGUGGCAUCAGUAUCAUGGGCAGUGACGUACAGAUCGCAGGCAUUCUGAAUAAGUUCGAACACUUAUUCUCAACAGAACUCGGUUGUUACACUGGUCCGCCAGUCAUAUUAAACAUUGAUGCUACAGUGCCACCAGUGCGACUACCUCCACGCCGAAUUCCAUAUGCUCUAAAGGGACUAGUCGAAGAGGAGCUGGAUCGCCAAUGCAAGCAAGGGAUUCUUAAACCUGUGGAGUAUUCAGAUUGGGCCACUCCUAUUGUACCAGUUAUCAAGAAGGACGGUUCAAUUCGUAUUUGCGGCAACUAUAAAUCGACUUUAAACAAAGCGGUUAAGCCGCACAGUUAG